Molecule: messenger RNA, 1059 nt
Organism: Sordaria macrospora k-hell
Lineage: Eukaryota; Fungi; Ascomycota; Sordariomycetes; Sordariales; Sordariaceae
Molecular function (GO): 4-hydroxy-tetrahydrodipicolinate synthase activity
Source: RefSeq, a predicted model, not a curated record
AUGGUCCCCACAGUCCCAGCCGCCGGCAUCUGGGUCCCCGCCAUAACCCUCUUCAACCCCCAACAUGAUACUCUCGACCUGGAAUCCCAAGCCAAGUACUUCCGCUACCUCUCCUCCCCUGAAGUUGGCCUUGCCGGUCUCUUAAUCCUCGGUACCAACGCCGAGACCUUCCUGCUCACUCGGGAAGAACGUUACGAACUGCUCCGCUGCGCGUGCAGGACUGUUCCUAAGGGGUUUCCCAUCAUGGCAGGCGUGUCGGGCCACAGCAAUGCGCAGGUGAAGGAGUAUAUUGACGACGCCGUCAAGGCCGGAGCCGACUACGUGCUUGUGUUGCCGCCGGGUUACUUUGGACCUAAGGGCCUUAGGGGAGGGGAGCAGAUGGUGGAGGACUUCUUUGAUGAGGUUGCGACCUACUCCAGAUUGCCUGUGCUGAUAUAUAAUUUCCCAGCGGUAUGUGGUGGGAUUGAUCUCAGCAGUACGCUCAUUACGAGGCUGGCGAAGCGACACAAGGGCAAGAUUGUGGGAUGCAAGUUGACGUGCGGGAGCGUGGCGAAGAUUACGAGGUUGGCGAGCGACUUUGAGCCCGAGAAGAAGGAGUUUGCGAUUUUCGGCGGCCAGAGUGAUUUCUUGAUUGGCGGGCUGGCGGUGGGCUCGAGCGGAUGUAUAGCGGCUUUUGGGAAUGUGUUUCCUCGGGCAUUGGUGGGUGUGUAUAACAAAUGGGUGCAGUGGGAUGAGGAGAAUGAUAAGGUGAAGAGGGGCCAAGCAAUAUUCAGGAGUGGGCUUCUGGCUCUGGCAGAGGAACAUCUGAAGGCUGAUGGGAUUGCGGCUGUCAAAUAUGCUGCUAGCUUGUAUACGGGGUGGAGGGCAGGAAUUUUGAACGGAGAUGGGCGAGAUGGGCCAUCUUUUUCGGUGAAGGACGGUACGAAGGGUAUGGAGUUGUUUAGGCCGAGGAAGCCGUAUCCGGAAACCAACCAGGAGACAAAGCAGAAGAUUCGGAAGGCGGUCGAUGGGGUGUUGUACCUGGGAUGGGAAAAUCUAGGUCUAUAUGAUGAAGCAUAA